AUGGAUCGGGAGUGCGUCGCGUCGGGCUGGGGCCGGUGGCAGGCGCGCCUGGCGGCGCUGUUGGCGCUGCCCGUGCUGCUCACCGGCAUGUACGGCACCAAUUACGUCUUCCUAGCGGCGCACACGCCGCACAGAUGUCACAUUCCGGAGUGCGAGGAUAACAGCUCGCUGUCGGCGGCUCCGGAGGCCGCGCGCUGGGCCCCCGAAUGGGGCAUCUGGGCGCUCCGAGAAGGCGACGAGUGCGUGCGCCCGCGACCACGCGGCGGCCUGUGCGACCGCGUCUCCUUCGACAACUCCACUUUGGAUCGAUGUUACUCGCACGUGUAUCGACACCGCAGCUCUAUCGUCUCCGAGUUCGACCUGGCGUGUCAGGAGUGGAAGCGCACUCUGGUGGGCACCGUGCACAACGUCGGCAUGCUGGUGUCGCUGCCGAUCAUGGGUUACGUGUCCGACAGAUGGGGUCGUAGAGCAGCGUUGGUGAUGAGCGGGACGGGGGCCGGCGUACUCGGCCUCUGCAAGUCUUUCGCCGGCUCCUAUCCGCUCUACCUCGUCAUGGAAUUCUCCGAGACCGUCUUCGGAGCCAGUGUCUAUCCCGCCGCUUUUGUCCUUAUGAUCGAGUGGCUGGGAGUGGAGCAAAGGAUUCUGGCCAGCCUGCUGCUGGGCGUACCGCUCGCGGCCGGCGCGGCAUCCCUGGCGCUACUCGACUACGUCACUGGCUACUGGCGCACCUGGGCGCGCUUCGCCUACCCGCCCUCAUUUCUUCUCGUCCUCUACUUGUGGCUGUUGCCCGAGAGCGUGCGCUGGCUUCUUGCCAACGGACGCAUCGACGAAGCCGUCGCCGCGGUAAAGCGAGCCGCUCGAGUCAACGGGGUCGCCGUACCCGAAGACGCGAUGCAAAGGAUGCUCGAGGCGGACCGGCUCCCGGAAAAGGUGGCAGUCGCAGUCGAAGAAGAGAGCUUGUUUAGAGCGUUCUUAAAGUACGGGGCACUUCGGCGACGCCUGUGCGUUUGUUUCGCGUGGUGGGCGUCGGCUGUGUUCGUGUUUUACGGCCUGGCGGUCCGCUCGCACGCUUUGGCGGGUUCAGCGCACGCCAACUACGCGCUGCUCGCUGCCGCCGAGUUACCCGCACUGGUGCUCAACACGCUGCUGUUGGAUCGCGCAGGGCGGCGGCCGCUUCUCACCUUUGCCUUCUUGCUCACCUCGGUGGCGCUCAUCGCCAUUCCCUGCCUGCCCGAGGGCGCCGCCGGCGUCGGUACGACGCUGUUCCUCGCCGGCAAAGCUGGGGCUACGAUGGCGCUGAACGCGCUCUACCUGUACACGGCCGAGCUGUUCCCGACCCGGGCGCGACAGCGUCUUCUGGCGGCUUGCUCGACGUGCGGCCGCAUCGGCGCGAUUCUCGCGCCGCAGAUGCCGCUCCUCGCUGCCUACGGGGCCUGGGUGCCGACGGCAGUGCUGGGCGCGCUACCGCUGCUGAGCGCCGCGCUCACUCGACUGGUGCCGGACACGUUGGGGCGCGCCCUGCCGGACUCUUUCGCGGACCUCGAUACCAGCGCCACUGACCUCUCUGCUGCGCCUUGA
Leptosia nina is the source of this 1578-nucleotide messenger RNA. The record is from the annotation of a GenBank genome assembly. NCBI's taxonomy places the organism in Eukaryota, Metazoa, Arthropoda, Insecta, Lepidoptera, Pieridae.